GAUGUUGGCUGUCUCGACGCGACCAGAGUGAGGCUAGAAUAUUAUGGAGGUGAUGACUAUAUUCAUGCUAACUAUGUAGGUACACCAACCAGUUCGAGAAGGUUCAUUUGUACUCAGGCCCCAAUGGAGAAAACUUGUAAGGAGUUCUGGUUUAUGUGUAUGCAAGAUCAUGUCGAAUUCAUUGUUAUGUUGUGCAAUUUUGUUGAAAAGGGGGCGAAAAAAUGCUUUGAAUACUUUCCCACGAGUGGAACUAUGACAUUCGGUGAGAUCACAGUCGCAUAUGCUGGAUCGACAAUGAUGCGCUUCACUUGUCCGACGAAUGCACAAGUGCGAAUAACCACGCUCAUCGUUGAACGCGGUGGAACAAAAAUGAGAACAAGACACCUUCACUGGAUUGACUGGCCGGACCGCGGAGUGCCACCAGCCGAUACGGCGAUCAUUCAAGUAUUGGAAAUUAUCAAAGGCACUCAAGCGCCAAUUGUUGUUCACUGCUCGGCCGGAGUUGGCAGGACCGGCUCAAUGGUUCUUAUCCAGUACAUCCUGGAAUCCAUCUCUUUGGGAGGACCCUUCGAAGAAACUGAUAAAGUACUUCUGAAAAUAAGAUCUCAACGAGCCAACACAAUUCAGACUGAUCAGCAGUACUUGUUCGUCCACAUGGUCCUACUCAACUACUUUGUUGAAAAUCAACUGCUAGACCCCAGAUGGAAGCCAUUCCUCGACCGGUUCACGAGAGAGUACAACAAGAAUGUCUUCUGA
Messenger RNA from Ostertagia ostertagi, 756 nucleotides. NCBI's taxonomy places the organism in Eukaryota, Metazoa, Nematoda, Chromadorea, Rhabditida, Trichostrongylidae. The record is from the annotation of a GenBank genome assembly.